Cuscuta europaea is the source of this 1525-nucleotide messenger RNA. NCBI's taxonomy places the organism in Eukaryota, Viridiplantae, Streptophyta, Magnoliopsida, Solanales, Convolvulaceae. The record is from the annotation of a GenBank genome assembly.
GACCAGACCAGACCAGCAAAUCAGCUCAUAAGCUCUGCUCUGUGUUCAUCAUCAUAGCUCCACUGGUGAAGAAGAGUCUAACACCCGGCAUUUAAAAUGUCAACUACGCUGCACUCGCCUCUCAUCUUCUCUUUCCUAUCUUCAGCUAUGAAGCAGGAGAGAAAACUAACAUUCGCAGCUCCUGCAAAGUCGAGUCUCUACUACAAUUCGAUGUCACGCUUUUCACUAAUCCGAUCUUCUACUGACUUCUCGUCCUCACUGGCCACCGGUUUCACUACUGAAUUGGAUGCAGUGACGAAUUACAGUGAGAUUGUUCCUGAUACAGUAGUUUUUGAUGAUUUCGAGAAAUUCCCACCUACUGCUGCCACUGUUAGCUCUUCUAUGCUCUUAGGCAUCUGUAGCCUUCCUGAUACCAAAUUUAAGAGCGCUGUGGACACUGCUUUAGCAGAUCCUGAUUGUUACAGAGUUGAGGACAAAAAUGCACGGAUGUCACGCUUCUUUAACAAGGCUUUGGUAAAUGUUGGUGGUGAUCUUGCAAAAUUUGUUCCUGGUCGAGUUUCCACUGAAAUUGAUGCUCGUCUUGCAUAUGACAAACAUGGCAUUCUUCGAAAGGUGCAUGACCUCUUGAUGUUGUACAAUGAAAUUGAAAUUCCUCCAGAGCGAUUGUUGUUUAAAAUCCCCGCAACUUGGCAAGGGAUUGAAGCAUCAAGGUUGCUAGAAGCGGAGGGCAUACAAACACAUUUGACUUUUGUUUACAGUUUUUGUCAGGCUGCAGCAGCUGCUCAAGCUGGUGCUUCUGUCAUUCAGAUUUUUGUUGGUCGUCUGAGGGAUUGGGCACGACACCAUUCCGGAGACUCUGAAGUAGAGGGUGCUAUUAAAAGAGGAGAAGAUCCCGGAUCUGCUCUGGUUACAAAAGCUUUUAACUACAUCCACACAUAUGGGCAUAAAUCAAAACUGAUGGCAGCGGCGAUUCGUAAUAAGCAGGAUAUUUAUAGCAUUUUGGGGGUCGAUUACAUUGUCACCCCACUCAAGAUAUUGCAGUCUCUUAAAGAAUCUGUGACCCCCCCAGAUGAGAAGUACUCUUUUGUAAGAAGGCUAUCCCCACAAUCAGCUGCUUCAUAUAAUUUCACCAAAGAGGAGGUUGUGACAUGGGACCAAUAUAGCUUUGCCUCGGCUAUGGGACCUGCCGCUGUGGAGCUUCUGACUGCUGGAAUGGAUGGCUAUAUCAGCCAGGCAAAGCGGGUGGAAGAGUUGUUUGGGAAGAUAUGGCCACCGCCAAAUGUAUGAUGCAUGUGAAUUAGCUGAUCAGCGGCUUGCAUAGUGCCAAGGCAAUAGCAAGAAUUGUAUUUGUCCAAAAACUAAUGUGUGGAAUUUCGUCUUUCAAUUACUAUUGAUCCUGAUGUAAAGUUAUCAAAAAUAAAAAGCUUAGCUCCUUUCACGUUCGUUCAGUUUAACUCAACUAGGAGAGAUUCUACGAUUAUACUUUUAUGGAGCAAUGGUAAAUGUAGACUGCGAAACAUAAAAA